Molecule: messenger RNA, 329 nt
Organism: Aedes aegypti (yellow fever mosquito)
Lineage: Eukaryota; Metazoa; Arthropoda; Insecta; Diptera; Culicidae
Source: the annotation of a RefSeq genome assembly
AUUAUUAUUUUUACUAUUACAAUUAUUGUAAUAAUAUUAGCAACAAUUUUAUCAAAAAAAACUAUCACAGAUCGAGAAAAAUCAUCUCCAUUUGAAUGUGGAUUCGACCCAAUAAAUUACUCUCGUUUACCUUUUUCAUUACGAUUUUUUUUAAUUGCUAUUAUUUUUUUAAUUUUUGAUGUAGAAAUUGCUUUAAUCCUACCAAUAAUUUUAAUUAUUAAAACAUCAAAUCUAAUAAAUUGAUCAAUGACUAGUUUAUUUUUUAUUUUCAUUUUAUUAAUUGGCUUAUACCAUGAAUGAAACCAAGGAGCUUUAGAAUGAAAUAAUUA